UUAUUGAACAGAUGGAUUUUAAGAUCCUAGAAUCAAGAAUUCUGGUAUGGAGAACUAGUUUUGAGCUAGAAGAUGAACAAAAAAGCUGUUAAUGGCAGCAAAAAUAGGAGGAAGUGGCAGAAGAGAAGGUUCAGCAAAAGCAGUGGUUUCUGAUCACAUCUCUCAAACCAUCAAGUCCACCUCCAAUGUCCUUCAGCUCAUGCUUCAGUCCUCUCCUUCCCAGGCUCAACUGAGAAAGCUUCCAAAAGACCUUUUGGCCAAGACCUCGACAAUUAGAAACACUGAGCAAGUAUUGAAUCAAUUACCUCAUGUAAUUUCGUCUUUGGAUGCGCACACAGAGCAAGGAUUACAAAGGUGAUCCUCUUCUUCAGAUGUUUGUGAUCUCUGAGUUACUUCAUUUUAAGUAAAUC
Messenger RNA from Daucus carota subsp. sativus, 410 nucleotides. RefSeq names its product tobamovirus multiplication protein 2B. The record is from RefSeq and is a predicted model, not a curated record. Lineage: Eukaryota; Viridiplantae; Streptophyta; Magnoliopsida; Apiales; Apiaceae. The transcript has 3 exons. Bases 92 to 358 code for a protein of 88 amino acids.